This is a messenger RNA of Linderina pennispora, 464 nucleotides long. RefSeq lists its product as uncharacterized. The transcript is spliced from 2 exons. The record is from RefSeq and is a predicted model, not a curated record. The coding region runs from base 100 to 357 and encodes 85 amino acids. Lineage: Eukaryota; Fungi; Kickxellomycota; Kickxellomycetes; Kickxellales; Kickxellaceae.
UGUUCUAUUUAUUUAUUUUCUAGCCGCGGCUUCAUUCCCUUCCAUUUUCUCUUUACUCUUGCGUUUAUAUUUAUUCAUUCUUGUAUUUUUGUUCGUACUAUGAAGCUGACGGUCCUGAUGCAGGCGUUGUUGGUGUUUCUGACAAGCCUUGCUAGCUGCACACCAAAGGAGUUGAUUGUCGGAUACCAUGCCUGUGCCAAAGGCAAGGGUUGCCAUGUAAUGGAUCAGGUCACCUUCCACGACUCGCACAUCUUGCUGCUGGCAGCAGUCAGGCGCAUCAUCGGAAAUUGCAGGGCCGUUUGGUGGACUUGGGAGCUGGCUGUCCGUUGGCGGCCCAGACUGGCGACACUGAGUUAGAGUUCAACAGUAACCCCAACAAUGUCGAGGUGAAGCGCGACAAUGACGCAAGGCUCAAUGACAGCCACAACGAGCAAGUAGAGCUCCCUCGGACUGCGCCGCCCACA